Humulus lupulus (European hop) is the source of this 3070-nucleotide messenger RNA. RefSeq lists its product as uncharacterized. Lineage: Eukaryota; Viridiplantae; Streptophyta; Magnoliopsida; Rosales; Cannabaceae. The record is from RefSeq and is a predicted model, not a curated record. The transcript has 4 exons. Bases 396 to 2741 code for a protein of 781 amino acids.
CAAAAAAAAGGUUCAAUACCGAGAACAUUAUACCGACAACAUGUCCUCGGUAUAGACAUUUCAUAUGCGCGGGACAUUUUCGCGGUUCUGAAUAGGUUUAGUUGCUAUACCGAGGACCUAUACCGAGAACAUGUUCUCGGUAUAGGGUUUAUAAAUAUCACACUCAGCCGCGAAGCCCCUUCUCCUUCCUCUCUGGUUUCUCUGGGUUUUCUCCGAAACCUCCGCCUCCCUCCGCCGAUUAUAGUCGUUUUCCUCCAUAAAAGCUCGGUUUUAAGCCCCAAAAUUGCCAAGGGUGAAGGAAUUUCUGUGUAUUUGUUGAAGGUUGGGUAUUCGGUUUUUGUUGGAUUAUAGGGAUUGCUAGCAAGAUAUUGAAGGCAUUGUGCUACAUUCAUACAAUGUCGAUCGACAAGAGUUGGAUUAAUUUGACAGAUCGAUUAUCCGAUGAGUAUGAGGCUGGUGUGAUGGAUUUUCUCCAGAGAGCCCGGCAGUGCGUUGACUCAAGGGGAUUGGUGAAAUGUCCGUGUAGGAGGUGUGUCAACGUUGAAUUUCAGACAAUUGAUGUAUUAGAAAAUCAUCUUUUUGUAAAUGGUUUUCUACGGAAAUAUACCAAUUGGCAUUGGCAUGGAGAGGAUGAAAUAAUACCAAUGAGAGCUCGGAUAGAUCAAAAUGAUGAAGAUGAGAUGAUGGAUGUUCUCACUGAUCUUAUGCAAAAUGACAAUGACGAACAAGCGGAGAAUGAGCGCGGUCAAGAGAUACCUACAACUGACUACAGGAGUGGGCAACAUUAUAACGAUUUGUUUGCUGAGAUCGAGGCUCCAUUAUUCCCCGGGUGUCAAAAUUACACUUCAUUGAAUUUCCUAGUGAAGUUAAUGCAUUUCAAAGUGUUGGGAAAAAUUCCCAACAAAAUAUUUGAUGGAAUGCUGGAGUUGUUACAUGAUGCAUUUCCAGCCCCAAAUAAGCUUCCAAAAUCGCACUAUGCAGCGAAAAGGUUGUUGCGGAAACUUGGAUUGGGCUACGAGUCAAUCCAUGUCUGCAAGCAUGAUUGCGCACUGUUUUGGAAAGAACAUGCUGGAAAAAGCAAAUGUCCUGUUUGUGGAGAGGAUCGAUGGGUGGACAAGAACACCAAGGGAAAGAAAGUGCCUCAUAAAGUGAUGCGUUAUUUUCCUUUAACCCCUAGGUUAAUGCGAAAAUAUGCAUCGAGGCACAUUGCUCAACAUAUGAGAUGGCAUCACGAGCAACGUAUAAAAGAAGAUGGUGUAUUGCGUCAUCCUGCUGAUGGGAAAGCUUGGAAGGACUUUGACCGAAAUAAUCCAACAUUUGCAAUGGAACCCAGGAAUGUGCGGCUUGGAUUGGCUGCAGAUGGAUUCAAUCCCUUUGGUAAUAUGAGUCUGUCUUAUAGUAUGUGGCCAGUAGUGUUGACGACAUAUAACUUGCCACCAUGGUUGUGCAUGAGAGAAACUAAUUUCAUGUUGAGUUUAUUAAUUCCGGGACCUCAUUCGCCAGGAAAAGAUUUUGAUGUUUUCUUAAGACCAUUGAUUGAUGAGUUAAAAGAAUUAUGGGUGACUGGUGUACAGACUCGAGAUGCAGUCGAUGGCAGUUUCUUCACUCUUCGGGCAGCUUUGAUGUGGACUAUAAACGAUUACCCAGCAAGGAGUAGCCUUUCUGGAUGGACUGCUCAAGGUUAUCAUGCUUGCUCUACUUGCAAUGUGGCAACACCAUCUAUUCGUUUACAAAAGAAGGUUGCUUUUUAUGGUCAUAGACAUUUUUUACCAAUCAGACAUGUCAUUAGAAGGGACAAGAAGACAUAUGGUGUCGUUGAAAAGAGAUUACCACCACAGCCAUUAACCAUGCAAGAAAUGUUCACACAAAUGAGUUUUAUACCUGAUUCUCUUCCUGGUAAGCAUGUCAGUUAUGGCGGCCAAAAAAGAAAGCGUACAAAAGAGCAAGUUGGUUGGCGGAAAAAAAGUAUAUUUUUUGAGCUCCCAUAUUGGGCCAACAUAAUGCUGCGACACAAUCUAGAUGUUAUGCAUGUUGAGAAAAAUGUGUGUGACAGUUUAGUAGGCACAAUAGUUGGGCUGGAGAAUAAGACCAAAGACACAGUUAGUGCCAGAGUAGACUUGGAGAAGAUGAAGAUGAGACCAGAGUUACAGCUGAGGAAGUUGAAUGGUCGGAUACAAAAGCCUGCGGCCAAAUUCACUUUCACUGUUGAAGAUCGCCAAAAGUUUUGUCGAUUUCUUAAAUCAGUGAAGUUUCCAGAUGGUUUUGGAUCUAACCUAAGGAAAAAUGUGAUUGACAAUGACAAUAAGAUAACUGGUUUGAAAUCGCAUGAUUGUCACAUCAUUAUGCAACGCCUUUUGCCAGUUGGUGUGCAUGCAUUCCUAGAGAAAUCAAUGAGUACAACUAUUAUUGAGUUAUGCACUUUCUUCAAGCUCAUUUGUGCGAGAACUCUAAAAGUCUCAGAUUUAGAAAAAGUCCAAACUUCAAUUGUUGAGAUUGUUUGCAAGUUAGAGAAUAUUUUCCCACCUGCUUUUUUCGAUAUCAUGGUCCAUCUACUAAUACAUUUACCGGAAGAAGCAAUACUUGGAGGACCGGUUCACAUGAGGUGGAUGUAUCCUUUUGAAAGGUAUAUGAAAAAAUUGAAGAAUUAUGUCUGUAACAAAGCACGUCCAGAGGGCUCAAUAGCAGAAGGAUAUGUGGUUGAUGAGCGCCUCCAAGUAAACGUGGACGCCAUAAGGGAUUGAACACGCGGGAAAAGAGGGAACAGUUGGGGCGUCCUCUCCCUCUCGAGUGGGAUGUGCGGGGGAGAACAUAUAAAGAGAUCGGAGAGUACAGCUCAAAUUUCUCAAGAGAGCUCGGAUUACUUGUUCGACAGUACACAGAUCCGGACUGUCCUCAAUGGUCAAAAGUACCAAAUGCCUCGAAAGAAAGAAUACUUGCACAUUUGGAAGUAAGUAGUUUAUGUAUUUUUAUCUUAAUUCUUAUUUUAUGUUAUAUAUGAUAUUUACUAAUAAAUGUUUGUAAAUUAGGAUGAUUUGUUUGAUAUUGGGCGUACUAGAUAUGGAGAAGGGCA